Osmia lignaria (orchard mason bee) is the source of this 6285-nucleotide messenger RNA. RefSeq names its product WD40 superfamily protein Tusp (gene Tusp). Lineage: Eukaryota; Metazoa; Arthropoda; Insecta; Hymenoptera; Megachilidae. The record is from RefSeq and is a predicted model, not a curated record. Gene Ontology annotation, molecular function: protein binding.
AGAUAUCUUUUGAAUCGAUGAAUUAUCGACCCCAGUGCCUUAAUACUUUUUUGUAGACAAUAAUAUAGUGCAACAAAUUACGUUUAGAAAAAUAUAUAGUUCCAUUUUCAAAUCUUUGGAACUCCUCCACUUCCGGCACUAAUAAAUAUAUCACACGAUGCUCCAUUCAACACCAUUCAAUUUUCCCUGUGCACGUGUAUGUCUGAUACAAAAUUGAUUAUGCAAUCAUCAUUUCUGUACAAAUUCUUUUCAUGUACCUGAAGGUAACAUAAUUAAAGGUAUGCACACAUAAAAAGCGAACAUCCUAAGAUCACAAUUUGCAUAAUCACGUAGAAGAUAAACUAUAAUUUGUAAUUUUAAUUAAAGUAUCCUAACAGCUCGAUACUAUCGUUGUAUCAAACAUACAUUCCCUUCGCCCUGUUUUCUUUUAAUCAGUCAGAAACGCUAAUUGCUUCGAGCAACGCGAACCUCUCGCAUCAGGUAAGAACAGGAAAAUCUAAGAGCAACAGAAUACGCGGGCAAAGCGGAAAGAAGCCUGCAGCUUUAAUUCCAUUACAUCAGCAACAAGGUUCUCGACAUUGAUUCGAAAGUUGCAAAAAGCAAGCGUAAAGGGCCAAGGAGCGAAGGUAUGGCGAGCAGAAGGGUCGGUGCGCGAAGCUGGUAGCGCGAAAAAGCUUUUUGCAGCGGAUUUAACACGGACAGAGGCCGUCAGGUGGCCAAGAAAGCAGGCAAGCGCGGAGCGCAAUCAAUACGCUCGCAGAACGCGGCGGUGCCUCGUGCGCGGCAGCUCCGGCUGAGCUUUCAGUCGGACGUAAGCUCGCGUCGAAAAAGCUCAGAAAAGUUUGCUCGCUCGUUCUUUCCGCCGCGUAGCACCGGAUCGUCGCGAGGCCACAGGGUGGUGGACUUGUAGCAGGCGGUAAAAUGGCGACCGCGAUACGAAACAAAUGACUUUGCUCGAAGAAACAACGCGAAUGCUUCAUCGUGAUCAACUCUGAACACUUACGGAGACUGUAUUUCUAUGAAGAGGUUCACUGGCGAGCUCGACUCGCUGCUUGAAAAAGCGCCGUCCAAAACUACUAAGGACUAUAGGAAAAACUAGCCGCGGCUAAUAUUCGCGUAUACACAGUUCUCGCAGGUGUACGAAUCGGCGCGAUGAUCGAAUCAAUGAUAAAAAGCUCCGGGCAGAGUUUACUCGCGUGUCUGCACGAGGACGCGUGAAGGAUUUAGGCCGGAAUUCGAUUAUAUCGACCGUGGAUCCUUUUCGCUACGAACACCGAUAUAACGGACUAAUGGUAUUAAAAGGUCGCGUGUGGUGGUCGAUUCUUAGCUGAGUGACGAUUGCUUGGGUCGGUACCGGCUUCGAUGACCUGACGAACCUUACAACGGCUACGCGGAUCCAGUUACGCGAUCAUGCAUUUGCACUUCGAGAAGAAUAACAAUGCCAAGUGCGACUGCAACAUCCUGUCGCUUAGCUGGAUGGGCAAGGUGCCGGACGAGUCGCCGGAGGACGAGGGAUGGAAACUAGACCGUACAAAUUACUACCAGGAAGGAUGGCUGGCCACCGGUAACGCUCGGGGGUUGGUAGGGGUGACUUUUACCACGUCCCAUUGCCGGACAAGGGCCACGGAACUUCCGCUCAGAGCAAAUUACAACCUCCGUGGACAUCGUAGCGAGGUGAUACUUGUAAAAUGGAACGAGCCUUACCAGAAGCUGGCCUCUUGUGACAGUUCCGGUGUCAUCUUCGUUUGGAUCAAGUAUGAGGGAAGAUGGAGCAUAGAAUUAAUCAACGACAGAAAUAUUCCAGUCACGCAUUUUUCUUGGUCCCAUGAUGGUCGUAUGGCUCUCAUAUGUUACAGGGACGGUUUUGUACUAGUCGGCAGUGUAGCUGGUCAAAGGUAUUGGUCAUCGAUGUUGAACGACAAAGCUACCAUUACGUGUGGAAUUUGGACACCGGACGACCAGCAGGUAUAUUUCGGGACAACGGCUGGACAAUUAAUAGUAAUGGAUGUUCAUGGGGCCAUGGUGUCUGAAGUGCAGUUAGCAGCUGGUGUCACAUCAAUGGCCUGGAGCGCGGAAAAGUUUACGAUGGAAGAAGGGGAUGACGAUUUAACGAACGACAGAUCUCACCGAGACGACCGGAAUUACGUGCUAGCGGUUUGCCUAGCAGACGGUAACAUCGUGAUGCUUCGUUCCUUCGACGACGUUUCUCCUAUCACCAUCCGUACAAACCUGAAGGCACCUCUACACGCAGAAUGGAGCAAUUCUAGAAAACUCCUAGCAAUCGCUGGAACGAAAGAAACAGAUGGUUCUCAGGGUACCCCACACGAGUACACGAACCUGUUAAAAUUUUACUCGGUCACCGGUAGUCUUGUGUAUACUACGGCGAUACCGUACACGCAAUGUCCGGUAUCGGCGCUCACGUGGGGUCACAACGACAGGAGACUUUUUGUGGCGACCGGUGCUCGCGUUCACGCCGCAUGGGUGUCGAGCGUUUGGUGCACGAUCCACGCGUUCCGCAGACGAGUAGGUUCGCUGCAAUUGUUGUCUCGUUUAGCGGUGAGGGCAGCCCUGACCAGAGAGUCCAGUGUCCAACAACUUCCGCUUCCGCCGAGAUUGAGGGCAUCUGUGGCCGCACUUUUUGCUAGCACGAUAAGAUGUUCGGUACCGGAGCCCAGAGAGCUAAGACGUUUCGUAUCUCGUCCACCUCCAGGAGGAGGAAGACUCCAUUGCACCAUGCUCAGACACGCAGUAGAACCUGUACCGUGUUACACGCUAUACUUGGAGUAUCUGGGUGGACUGGUGCCUCUGCUGAAAGGAAGAAGAACUAGCAAAAUUAGGCCAGAAUUCGUGAUAUUCGAUCCACAGAGUCAGGACACCCUCCAAGUGGUCGAGGAUACGUCACAGUGUCCAUCAUUUAGUGACGGAUCUGACACGGAAAGGGACACAGCUGAUCUGUGCGGAUCCCCCAGGAAUAAGAGGAAGAACAGAAGAAAAAAGGAGGACAAGUCGAACGAAGAGUCGGAUGAUCUCACCUAUGUAGCCACGUUACCUGAGCACGCGAGGUUGGUCGAAGUGACGUCCAAUAUCUGGGGCACGAAAUUCAAGUUUCACGGGUUGGCGGAUUCGGUGCCGGCCAACUUGGGUCAGGUUACUUAUCGAACGUCGCUGUUGCACCUGCAGCCACGACAAAUGACUCUGGUGAUGACGGAGCUGCGAGACGACGUUCCAGCGGGUCCAGAUCCAACCUUCAACCCUAAUCUGUUUUCCGAGGACGAAGAAGAAUCCUUCCAGGAGCUGCAAGCCUCCUCCAGAAGCACCUCCGAGGCGCAGCCUCCCCCAAUCGCGCCUAUGACCCCUCGCAACGCGCGACUCAACGCUAAUCGUCCAAAAUCACAAAUCUCUAACCAAUUUAUGGCGAGUGAACCUUUACCAGCUACUCUGUCCAGGGUGGAGAACUACGAGAACGAACUGCCCUACGUAGACCUGCAAGAGAUGGGUAAUCUCUACGAGAACUUGAGAACUGCACCCCCUAACACUUAUCGGACACCACCGAGACACAAUCCACCAAGGUGUUGCGAUGUUCCAGCAUUGCAGUCGCCUAAGAACGCGGUCGCACCCACGCAGACCAUAAUCGCGACCUCGAAUACCGGAACUGAUUACUCGAAUAACAUCCAAAGAAUGAAAACUGCUCUGACAGACCAACAGCCUGGUCUGGUCACCAAGAAAGAGCUGGAGAAUAACAAAUUCAAUCAGAUCUCCCAAGAAGAUAAAACUAUCCUGAACAGUUGCCCGUCGACUAUCAUACCCACCUCCAUGCAUAAUGGACAAGCCUGCAGUACGGAAGCGUCCAGCAGUCAUGGUUGCUCUCAAGAGUCUAUAGUGAAUGGUUUGAACAGCAACAGCUGUUCUCAGCAAACGAUAUUCAUGAACGGUCUUCACAUGGCAUGUUCGAGUAAUCUGAACAAUGGUAAAGGUCACAAUGGUUCUUCUAGUAUCGGUCAAUCGUUAGCCACAAAUUCGAAUACUCAAUAUGGACAGAGCAAUGGUCCUUUCAACAAGAAUGGUAUACACCUGGGUAGCAAUCAUUCUCCGGCUUGUUCUUAUCAAUUCCCUGAGAAUAUCGACCAGUGUAUCGGUCAAUCCUGUCCCCACUGCAGUUUAAAACUAAAGGACACGAAAUCCCAUGAAUUGUGUGGGAAGAUGAGUGCCAGUGGUUCCACAACUGCCAGAGUGGACGAGAUGCGUUUCAUCGACGAAGAGGCUCGAAGUGAGGUGGAAACGUUUGAAAAUUCACGAGGAGUUCACAGAACACCUACUGUCGUCAGCAUCGGACCACUUUGGCUGAACGAUUCCAUAGUUAGAAGUUGCAGUGUUGGUUAUCUGGACAUGGUGGAUGCCCAGUUGGUCCCCUGCGACGUGGCUUUGAAAAUGCUGAGGAAAGAGGCGCCUAAUAAGAGGCUAGUGUUGGUGUCGAGGAAGACCAAGAGGAGGAAAAAGAACAAGGCUCAACAAGAGAUCGUCCAACAGAGUUCCAAGUCCCCGAGGCUACGAAACUGUGGCAAAUCCAAGAGUUUGGACUCCAGUGAUAUAUUCCCGGCUAACGAACAGAUUGCUUUGCCACCCAAGUUACCCGAACACGUGGAGGAAGCGACAGGGACUGUCAAUCUAGAGACGGUUGAAGACAAGAGUAACGAAUCGUUAAAUGAUCCAGAUGCGAUCGAAGGACCCAGCGAUUGUACCCAAAAUGUUAUCAGUAACGUGAUUAAUCCUGAUGUUAAACCCAGUCGACUGAAAGGUUGCAACUCACCUGCUAGAGGUUCUAGUCCAAGUGGAUCAUUAGCAUCAUCAUUGGAUGGUCUCGCAGCUCGUCUCCGUGAUUUUGAUGAAAGUCACUCUUUACCUCCGCCAUCGCCUCGUCCAUCGGCCAGACUGCCUAGGAGUUCUCCUAGCAGUCCAGCACCUUCCAAGAAGGGAAAAAGACCUGCAUCAGCUUCGCCAAUUAGGAGGAGACUUCUAUCGAGUCCUUUGCUAAGUAGAAAAACGCGGAAGAGUCGAGGCGAAAGCUCGGACGAGGAAGGACUCCUACAAGAUGAUUCAUCAACGAAUUAUAGGAACCUCGAAACGUUUCAGAAAGCGCAGUUGCGACAAAAGUUGAAGCAAAAAGGGGGAGGAUCAUCGAGUCACAAGUCAGAGUCAGUGAGACGAGAACUUGUGAUGCACAAUAAGGCACCUAUGUGGAACGAGUCUAGCCAGGUGUAUCAACUUGAUUUCGGUGGCAGGGUAACUCAAGAAAGCGCGAAGAAUUUCCAGAUCGAAUUUAAAGGCCGACAGGUCAUGCAAUUCGGGAGGAUAGAUGGGAACGCCUAUACGUUAGACUUCCAAUAUCCUUUCAGCGCUUUGCAAGCAUUUGCCGUUGCCUUGGCCAACGUUACGCAACGCCUCAAGUAAUCGUUAGUCGCCGAUUUGUGCGAAAUUCGGAACGCAACUACCAGGAAAGAUACUGUAUAUUAAAUUAAAGUAUUCGUCCAGAAAAGAAGACAAAAAAAAAAGAAACUGAAGAAGAAAAACUAAAUAUAGCAAGCCAUAGGGAAAAAGCUGAAGCUGUAACGAUACGCUACGCAUCUAGAAUACUAAAGAACGAAAGACACGUUUAAAUACAGCUUUCAAGCAUGUAAUAGAGCCGCAUGUCUUUCGAUUAUUAAAAACUAGUGACGAGCUAGAGUAAAUCUUUAAGGUAAACGAGCGUUAUACACCAGCCGUCUCCGCGACGUAACAGAGAUUUUCCCGCCCAAAAUCUCGAAGCUGAAAAAAACACAUGGCCUUCCGUUGUAGCGCGAAAAAGAAGAGCAAAAGAAAUACCUCUCGUAUCUAUAACGCCUUCGAAGCUAUUGAACGUGAUUUUGAACGCGUCGAAUCGCUGAAUUUUAGCGAGAGAAUGAAAAUGAAAAAAAAAUCUAACAAACACACAAAGAGAUUCUGUGUCACGAGGAACCAUGGUGGAAAGGAAAAUACUAAAAAAAAAAAAAAAGAUUUUGUUAAAAAUGCUUCUUCGUCGUACCGUCCAACAAAUGUAUUUCGUUUAUCCCAACUUCGAGCGCUCAUUUUUGUAUAGUUUAUGCGACACGUUGGAGUCUAGUAAUGCUGUUGAAAGUUCACCUCGUUCAUUUUUGCGGUCCGCCGGGUGUAUUCGAAUUUUAUAUACAAUAUAAUUAUUAUUGACGGACUCGAAUCACCGCGCGAGCCUUUCAUGUUGUUCGAUUAAAUGUUUCUUAUGGCGUAUUAUAA